AUGUCGACGUCGAAGUUCACCGUUUUGUUGAACACGUUCGAGCGGGACGAUUUGUUACGAAGAGCGAUCGCGCACUACGAACGGUGUGAAGAAGUUGAGGAGAUCGUGGUCGUUUGGAGCGAACCGAGAGCGGCGCCGAGGGAGGGUGAAAUCGGAAGCGAGGAGUACUACUCAAAGACGACGCGGACGCGAUACGAGACUCACAACGGGACGAGCAUACAGAAUAGGUUCGAACCGGUGGCUGGUUUAAGGACGCGCGCGGUUUUUAACGUCGAUGACGACGUGCGAGUACCGUGCGGGGCGUUGAGGCGGGGUUUUGAGUCGUGGCAACAAAAUCCGGACGAUUUGGUGGGGUACUUUCCAAGGAACUACGCUCCGGUGAAAAAGCGAAAUAAGAAGUGCGCGUGGCGAUACGUCGCAAGAGAGCACGAGCUGUGGUGGAACGGACGAUACUCCAUCGUGCUCACAAAGGCGGCGUUCAUGGAUCAGAGAUAUUUGAAGUUAUACAAGGAGCAUCUACCGGAGAGCGUGAGAAGAUAUGUGGACAAUGGAAAGAAUUGUGAGGAUAUUGCGAUGCAGUUCUUGACAUCCGCCAUCACGAGGCGCGCACCCGUGUACGCACCGGCGAGUUUGGCGUACUACAUUCGCGCGAAGCUAUUCGGGAUGAAUGUGCGAGGGAUCAGCAGCGGCACCGAUCACCACGUCAGUAGAGGACAUUGCAUCACAUCUUUCCAAAAGAUGUUUGGCACUCCGACGCUGCCACUCGUCGAGCGGUACUUCUGA
Molecule: messenger RNA, 783 nt
Organism: Ostreococcus tauri
Lineage: Eukaryota; Viridiplantae; Chlorophyta; Mamiellophyceae; Mamiellales; Bathycoccaceae
Product: EXTL2, alpha-1,4-N-acetylhexosaminyltransferase
Exons: 1
Coding region: 1-783 (260 amino acids)
Cellular component (GO): membrane
Molecular function (GO): glycosyltransferase activity
Source: RefSeq, a predicted model, not a curated record